AUGCCAGAAGAAGUGUUUGAAAGUAAGCUGCUGAAGAAGGUUGAUAUGUCCGAUAUCAAACUGCCGCCGAAUCUCGUUGUCCGUCCCUUAACUAUCGAAGACAAUGAGAACGGAUUUUUCGAGCUGCUGGCCCAAUUGACGAAAGUAGGAGAGAUCAGCGUCGAAGAGUACACCGCCCGCUUCAACCAGAUGAAAUCGUCCAAGUGCUACUUCGUCCUGGUCGUCGCGGACAACGAGCAAAACGGGAAGAUCAUCGGAACGGCGACGCUCAUUCUAGAGCAGAAGUUCAUUCGCCAGUGCGCGCUCAAGGGACGAGUUGAAGAGGUUGUUGUCGACGAGUCGGCGAGAGGAACUGGCCUUGGAAAGUAUUUAGUUUUGGCUUGCACGCGAUUGUCGAAGCAACUUGGAGUUUACAAAACGACGCUAGAAUGCGCGCCGCACAACGUCAAGUUCUACGAAAAAGCAGGCUACUCCGACGCCGGCGAGAAAUACAUGCAAAUUCGAUUUUAG
This is a messenger RNA of Oikopleura dioica, 510 nucleotides long. The record is from the annotation of a GenBank genome assembly. NCBI's taxonomy places the organism in Eukaryota, Metazoa, Chordata, Appendicularia, Copelata, Oikopleuridae.